AUGGGAGAUGAGACCCUGGAGGACGCCGCCCCGAGCGCCGCAGAGCGGCAAGCUGUAUACGAAAAAGGCUUUCGUAUCUGGAAGAGCCUUUAUCUUCACGCGACACAAGAAUCUAGCUUUCCAAGGACAUGCUUUGAUAUCCAGCCAAUUCUUACAAAGCAGCCUCAAUUUCCAAAUGACUUGGAUCUGAAAGCUUCUUACAACCAUCUCUUUGUUCAAGGUACAUCAACAUGGAAGGGAUCAGAGGAUUGCAAUAUGCCUUCCCAGGAACGGCACCUGCAGAUUCCUGUUUCGAUUAAAUGUCCUAUUCCUCUUAGCUUAUCAGCCGAUAUAGAUGAAAGCUAUCUGGAAUGGUUCACUUUGGAGGAAAGUCAUAUCGCAGUGUUAAUGUGUGCGUGGAGCUAUACCCUUUCGGCUCGCUGGGCUGAACUCAUGCCCGAGGCUAUACUCGCAUAUACGGAAGGCACAGCAUACAAUAGCGACGGAUCCGGAGAUCAAAAUUCUGUUACGGUAGAUAUAGGGGGCGUUGACGAUGAUGCAGUGAGGUGGUGGACUGCUAUUUUAGCAAUAGGAGGGUGGGAGGCCUACAUUGUGGCUGGGGAAAACAGAUAUCGAUCCCCUUGGUCAACUAAUCUUCCAGCGGAACCGAUUUUUAGCAUCGCCAAUCACAGCAGAAAAGGUCCCUACUUCGGAACACCUAUCUCAGAUACAACUGCCCUGGGCUUACUAUGUGAUUAUUGCGCGCUACAUGGCAUUGUGGAUCAGGGCUAUGCAGCAUUGUCAGCCGUCCUACUUCUUCCAAUGGUACAUGACAACAGAAAGACUGUCCAAAUUCCGCGACCAAUACAAAGGCACAAACCCAACCACAAACUCAACCGUAAGGCCAAGUCAUCAAAGCUCACUUCCCACCUUGACCUUGCCUGCAUCCAGGAAGUCAAUAAUCUUGAUAAACUCCUCACCAUGAGCUGCAAUACGAAAGGGAUGCGCUCGCUGCUAUCGAGCAUAUUCUACGAGUCAGGGAUAGCUUGCAAUGUUGUAAGCCCAUGGCUGCAAUCUAUAACUGCUGUUGUAAUUUCCGUCGCAGACAAACGCAUUCUCACCCAUAUGCUAAUGAGACGAGUCCCUCACCUUGCAUUUUUAUGGCUAGGUGGAGCAGUUUUGAACAUUCAGGAGCACAUCUUAUAUGAGGGAAAAUUCGGACUAAUUCCUACCGAGCUACAUGCUGCAGUGUGGUCUGGAACCACGCAAUCAUUCAUGCAGGAGCCUAUUCAUCCUGCAACAAAUGGUCAUAUUCGGCGCUCUGACGAAUGCCGACUUCUUUAUUUCAUUCAGGAGGAACAUCACACCCGAUGGCCUAUAUGUCAGUGGACGCCGUUCGGCGUCACGGCCCUGCAAGACACUGAGAUCGAUGUCCGUCUGCAUGCAGACUGUGCUGGGCAUUGCCUUCAGUAUGCGGGGUGGAAGUGGACUUGCCAGAAUGGUAGGGUGGCAUAUCAAAUGUCCGACAACACUCCUCCUCCAAACCUCCCCCCCGAAGAGCCAGUGGUGACAAAUGUCACAAUCGACUACCAAGGUCUUAAUCAUGGUGACGAGGGUGUAUCAGAAAAUGCAACUCGGAGCAUCUUCGGCUGGCUCCGAGUUGAGGGAUUCCCUCCCAAUGAAAAGAAGAUCCACGAUUGGAUCUACAUCGAUGAGUCCGAUUAUGAGCACCCAUGA
Molecule: messenger RNA, 1716 nt
Organism: Aspergillus niger
Lineage: Eukaryota; Fungi; Ascomycota; Eurotiomycetes; Eurotiales; Aspergillaceae
Exons: 1
Coding region: 1-1716 (571 amino acids)
Source: RefSeq, a predicted model, not a curated record